GUAAUUAUUCUAAACAAGUUUACGAAUUAAUUGGAGUUAAAGUAUUAGAAAAGACAUCAGACAAGACAGGAGCGGGUAAACAUGCGGGCGAUACUUUUUAUGGGUUAAAUAUCACUUGCGAAAAUCGGCCCGAGGUUAAACAGGUCAAAGUUUUUAAAGAUAAGGUUGGGACUUAUGGCGGUGUUUCGCAAGAAGAAAUCUGA
Molecule: messenger RNA, 203 nt
Organism: Scutellospora calospora
Lineage: Eukaryota; Fungi; Glomeromycota; Glomeromycetes; Diversisporales; Gigasporaceae
Source: the annotation of a GenBank genome assembly